Molecule: messenger RNA, 693 nt
Organism: Chinchilla lanigera (long-tailed chinchilla)
Lineage: Eukaryota; Metazoa; Chordata; Mammalia; Rodentia; Chinchillidae
Gene: Fam240a
Exons: 3
Coding region: 53-283 (76 amino acids)
Source: RefSeq, a predicted model, not a curated record
CGGGGAGCCCAGGCUCAGCGUGUGAAACAGCGGCAGGUUCAUCUCCAAGGGCAUGAACCCCCAGUACACACGCCGCGAGGUCUUCUGCGGGAACACCUGCCACGACCUCACGCGCUUCUGGGAGCGGGAGAUCUGCAAGCAGACUCGUCGCCGGCAGUCCGAGGAGCACCGCCUGGGCCGCAGCGCCCUGAGGAAGCUGCGGGAAGAAUGGAGGCAGAAGCUGGAAUCCAAGCUGAGGCUGCGGAACCCGGAGGAGACGGAGAGGCGACCGAGCCCCAGCUGAGCGGCAGCCUCUGCUUCCCUAACCCCCCGGGGGUCCCUGCGGAGGAGUCAGCCAGCCUGCAAACCCACGGGGCGGAGGGGACGGCCCCGUCCAUCCCGGCCCCGCCCCUGGGGGGACCUCAGACCCCCUCACUCUGCCCGGCUCCACCCCCGAGCUCACGCGGCAGCUGCUCUCACCGAAUCAUCUUCCGGUUUUGGAACCCGCGUACUUUUAAUUCCUGAGCGCGCCGGAAGGGCUCCCAUCUCCGUGCUCAGCUUCACACACUGCCUGGCAGUCUCGCUCCGUCCUUUCUCCGAGAAAAUAUGGUUUCCUGCAGCCCUUUCUCGUGUUUGCUUCUGAUGAAGAGAGAAAUGCCCCUCUCUGCAGAAAUAGAAAUAGCGUAAAUAAACGUGAAAUAGGUUUGAAAUAAA